Babesia ovata is the source of this 1392-nucleotide messenger RNA. Its product is annotated as geranylgeranyl transferase type II beta. NCBI's taxonomy places the organism in Eukaryota, Apicomplexa, Aconoidasida, Piroplasmida, Babesiidae. The transcript is spliced from 2 exons. Gene Ontology annotation, molecular function: protein prenyltransferase activity. The record is from RefSeq and is a predicted model, not a curated record. The coding region runs from base 1 to 1392 and encodes 463 amino acids. Gene Ontology annotation, biological process: protein prenylation.
AUGGACGAUGCACGUAGAGACAAAAUUCUGAGAGGAAUUCAUGCUUACUUCAAUGACUUCUACAAGCAGGGCUUGGCUCUCUUGGGAGAUACCGAGGUUAUGCCCCUCGAGGUCCAAGAUAAGAGGAGGAACCAUGAGCAGCAGCUUCUGAAGGGGAUGUACUGGGCGCUGUUCUCCCUUCACCUGCUCUACAACAGGUACAACAUGGCCACCAAGGAACAGCUGGAGCACAUCAGAGCGCAGCCUGAACGCGAAAGUGAACAUUCGGAGGCCGAGGAGAGUGACCUCGACAUGAGUGGCUAUCACUACCAUCCCAUCGAUUUGACGGAACCGCCCGAUGAAGAAGAGGAGGAAGGCAGCGCCAGAAACGUUAACGCUGCCGAUCUAGCGGCAGCUCUGAACGAGAUGCAGCUGCUGCGCACGAACAACCGGGUGCUCGGGGGACCUGAACUGGACACAAGCAUACUCAAGGGUAAAGAGGUGGACAUGGUUUUGAGGUUCCUUAAAGUCUGUCAGCGGGAGUUCGUGUUCGAUGACUACAUGUUCCUGGGGUUCGCCAACUCGGACGACAGGAGGAGGUUCACGGCAAACAUCAGCAGCACACUCAUGGCCAUCAACACGUACAGACUCAUCGGAGACAAUUUGAGAACGAAGUCUAGCAUCAGUUUCCUCAAACAUAUGUCAUGGAUGUAUCAGUGGGAGGAGCUUCUUUCCUUCAUCAGCCUGCUGUACGUGAAAAACGAGGGCUACUACAGGAAGACCGUCAUGCCGAUGGUCACGCAGAGCUCGGAUAUCAGACACACGGCGUCGGCCGUGCUUUCCACUUCCAUGAUCCUCAGGGUGUGCCAACACACAACGCCCAGCAGCUUGCGAAGCCUUGAGGGGUGGAUAAACGUCGAGGAAGUGACGGAGCAUGUCCUGAAGCACUUCAACGACGACGGUGGAGUUGGACUCUCACCAAACGCGGAAAGCCACUGCGGAGGGGCGUUUUGUGCACUACUUAUACUAACAAUCUUGGGGACCAUUAAAACCAUAGACCGGAGCCUGUUGGUCGGCCUAAGAAACUGGCUCGUCAAGCGCCUAGCCCACUUUGGGGGUGUAUCGGGCAGAGUCGGCAAACACGAGGACCUGUGCUACUCCUUCUGGAUGCUCGCUGCGCUCAACCUCCUGAACAAGUGCGGAGUUCACUCGCAGAUAUUGAGGGGGCGUGAGAUGAUCAGGUUCAUCGAGAAGUGUCAGUCCCCUGGGGGAGGAGUAGCCCCGUACCCGUGCGAGCAGGGAGUGACUUCGCAGCCGGACCCCUUCCAUACGUUCGCUGCGCUCAUGACGAUAACUUUCAUUGAAGAGGAGAACCAGCAGCCGGCGAUACCGCUGCUCCAAAUGCUCAUCUGA